AUGAUCAGCACCAGCAAAAGCAUCAAAGUAAAAAGCCCCCAUGAAGUGCUAAGCGGCACCUUGCAGUACUUCACAAGGACGCAUGCUGUUGCAGCCAUUGUGGUGGGCGCCACGCUCUUCCUGGUCGUCGCGUGCUUCCUCCUGAUACAUGCAGCCAACUCUCCGAAGCGAAAGGAUGUAUUUUGCGUCACCGACGAUUGCCUCCUGCACGCGAAUCUUCUCAUGCAAGCCGUAAAUCCCAAGAUCGACGCCUGCGACGAUUUCCGCGCCCACGUCUGCUCAAACUGGUCGCCACGUGGGCUGCGCAAGCGCCUGAAGGACUUCGACGGGUCAGUGAUGGUUGACAUGGUCUUGUCGUGGCUUUCGGGAAUGAGAGAAACAUUGCAGCAAGGCUCACAAGUGUUUCCCGUUGGCAAAAAGCCACUUGCCAUGCUGGAGUCUUGCUUGAGUAACACCUCAACGUACGGGUCAAGGAUACAGGAGUUGAAGGUAUUUAUGACGAAAUUCUUGAAGCUGUCCUGGCCUAAUGCUCCUCGACAAGACGUCGAACCCCUUGGCGUGCUUAUCGUGCUCGCCUACGUCUUACAGGCCCCUUUCUGGUUUGCAUUACGGCCUAGCAUGCUGCGCCGAGGAGCGGUGGAGGGCAGAUGGAGCAUCGUCCUCACACCGGCGCCUCUUAUUAGGCAGCACCUCCGUCAUUAUCACACGGUGAAAAGCAGCGGGUCGGCAGCUUACGUAAAGUAUUGGAUGGAUUUCUACGGGGCUUUCUCCAGCGACAGCACAGCAGCCAGCGAAGAGCGUGCGAUUGAAGCAGAGCAGCUCGAGGGAAGAAUCCUAAAGUCUCUGGGCGAUGCAGUCGAGGCGUUGCCAAAACGCGUCGUGGUACUUCCUAUCGGCCGACUGGACACAUACACGCCCACGGUGAACUCCUCGAAGUGGUUAUACUACCUGCAGAAUUCCACCAAACUCAGCCCGUCGCUUAGCGACCAAGACGUUGCCCUCAUCACUGACAGUGCGUACUUCGUUACAGUCGGGGAGCUGUUCAAAAACUACACGAACGAGCAGAUCUUGAACUUCAUUGGUUGGCAGUUUGUCCAACGAUAUGCACCAGUGGCUGAUAGCAGGUUUCUGAUAUCCCUGUAUGGAGACAAUGGCACAGCCAUGGGCCUUCGAGGUGCAUUCUGCAGCUACCAUGUGGAGGUGCCAUACAAGGUACUCCUUCUGUCUCUCCAUUUUGUUUCCCAGAUAAAAGACAGCAUUCAAAAAAUUAUCGACGCAGGCUACAACCGCCUAGUGUCGACGGCUGUCAGGCUGGUCAACAACUCUACGUGGCUCACUUCGGAAAGCAAGGCUCUCGCUUCAAAAAAGUUCGCAUCUGUGAAACUGCGACUCUGGCCUCCCGCUGCAUUUCUGGAAAGCGAAAACUUGGCAAAAACCUUCAGUAAUUUUCCGAGCAAUCAACCAGCCUUUGCAGAUUACUGGGUCGGCUCCAUCUACGGUAUGAGAACACUAAAUAGGACGCCGGAAUUCUUAGAAGUUCUCGACAUGCCGCUGAACUAUGCGCUUCCAUAUUUCGAAUACGACUACAUCGAGAACGCCGUGGGUGUAGCCAUUGGCGCCGUCACUUCUCCCUUGUUUUACAGAAAAGGCACCAAGGCUAUGUUCUACGGAGGAUUCGGCUUCUCUACGGCGCUCCAACUGGCAAAGGCCCUCGAUCGUGAGGGUAUUCAUUGGCAUCCGGACGGGCACUUUGUGAAAUCAAUUCUAAAUGAAUCCUCGCAAGAUGCCCUCGAGAACAGGUACAGUUGCCUCGCUAAAGCCGCCGAAGGUAAAGACAGCUUAUUUCCGGAGAUACCGGCGCUGGAGAUUGCCUACACGGCCUUUCGUGACGAAGUAGGCGAUCCUCAAAGCGCGAUGCACAUUAGUGAGCAGCUCAACGAGUUGAAGGUCUUCUUCAUGACCAUCUGCUACAUGACGUGCACGCGAAGCGGCAUCUACGACUCUUUAUCAGCAGACUGCAACAAACUCGCUCGCCACUCGUCUGCUUUUGCGAAGGCUUUCCGCUGCCCGCUAGGAUCAAAUAUGAACCCAAAGAACAAAUGCACGUUUUUUUACUGA
Messenger RNA from Rhipicephalus sanguineus (brown dog tick), 2118 nucleotides. Its product is annotated as endothelin-converting enzyme 1. Gene Ontology annotation, molecular function: metalloendopeptidase activity. The record is from RefSeq and is a predicted model, not a curated record. NCBI's taxonomy places the organism in Eukaryota, Metazoa, Arthropoda, Arachnida, Ixodida, Ixodidae. Gene Ontology annotation, cellular component: plasma membrane. The transcript has 2 exons. Gene Ontology annotation, biological process: protein processing. The coding region runs from base 1 to 2118 and encodes 705 amino acids.